This is a messenger RNA of Cetraspora pellucida, 925 nucleotides long. Lineage: Eukaryota; Fungi; Glomeromycota; Glomeromycetes; Diversisporales; Gigasporaceae. The record is from the annotation of a GenBank genome assembly.
CAGUACUUUACUAAGGAAACGUCAAUUGAAUCGAUUUAGUUGGUUCGUUACAACUGGUGUCGAAGAAUUUAUCAUAGGUGGUGGUCAAUCACUACAAGGUGAAAAUUUCGAUGAAGAAGUAACUGAAACUGAUAAGCAUUAUAUACAAGGUGGUCCGAGUUGGUUAGAGAAAUCACCGAGCUUUAAAAUUAUGGUGCAUAGUCCCGAAAAACGUGUUAAACUUGGAGGUGUUCAGGAGUAUACUAUCUUUCAUGUAACGUCUAUGUUCUCAGAAGGUGUUCAAAUUACUGUUGAAAGGAGGUUUAGUCAAUUUGAGUGGUUGUAUAACCGUUUAGCAAAUAAAUUUGGCGCAUUUGUGUUGUCUCCUCUUCCCGAAAAGCAAUAUUCUGGGCGUUUUAAUGAGGAAUUUAUAGAAAAGCGUCGUCGUGCUUUGGAAAGAUUUAUUAAUCGGUUGGCCCGUCAUCCAAUAAUUCGAUAUUCUGAGAUUCUGACGCAUUUUCUUAGUUGCAAUGAUGAUUCGGAAUGGCGUAAACGAGAAAAGCAGUUUGAAAAUGAUAAACUUGUUGGUCAUGCAUUUUUUCAACACGUUUACCACCCAGAGUUCAAUGUUGAUGAUGGAGAAAUAGAUACCAUAGAGCGAUUUGAAUCACAUGCCCGAGCUAUGGAAAAACUGAUGCCAUGGAUCAAUGAGGCAUCACAAGCCCAUAAAGAUUCUCUAGAAGAAAUGCAACGUCAGUACCGUAGAGUUAACUACGCAUUACUUAGGCUCAUUACAGGCCAUGAUGCUUGUGAAAGUAAUGAUUCAAUUAAUGAUGAAGGCGCAUGGUGUUGGAGGGAUGGAUGUAAAGCUUGUCUUAGUCUUACUAAAGCACUCCAAUCCACCGUUGAAAGCAUGCAGGCAAUUGCAGAUAUGUAUAAAUCACAU